AUGUCAGCUCUCGCACAUUUGCCCUUCUCCUUUCCCACUGAGCUGACCUCGCCUCAACCCUACAACAUCUCUGUCAACAAAGACUUUAUCCAACAGACUCAAGCCAAGGUUAAAACAUGGCGUUCACCUGUUAGCCUGUUUUCCAACUGGACAAUCGAGGGCCCUGAUACAAACCAAAUCGACGAUGUUGCCCAAUACUGGGCCAACGAGUAUGAUUGGUUUUCUGUUCAAGGUCGACUCAAUAAUGAGGGCCAUCAUUAUGCGACUUCAGUCUCAAGCGACGGGAACUACACGGCUCCUGUUCCGCUCCAUUUUGUUCACCGAGAGUCCAGUCAAGCUGACGCUGUCCCUCUACUUCUCCUUCAUGGGUGGCCUUCAACACAUCUAGAGUGGUCUAAAGUCAUCGAACCUCUUGUAACUGACGCUGAUACACCCUUCCACAUUGUCGCACCCGAUCUACCAGGCUUUGGCUUCAGUCCUGCUCCUACUCAGCCCGGACUUAAUCCUCGUGAAAACGGACGGGUCAUGGAUGGCCUUAUGAAACAGCUCGGGUACUCCAGAUACGGAAUCGUCAGCACUGAUUUGGGUUGGCAAGUUGCUAUGUGGAUGGUUGGAGAUGCAGAGUCAAGCAUCAUCGGACACAUGACAGAUUUCUUCCCCACCCAGCCAACCGACGAUGACUUGGAGCGUUUAGCUCGAAAUGAGACUACUGAAGAAGAGACGGCUUACAUUGUGUCUUCCAAUGCAUGGUAUUAUUCUCACUCGGCAUAUUCAACCGUUCAUACCCAAAAGCCUUUGGCCGUUUCCCUUGCCUUUAGCGAUAGUCCCGUUGGCUUUCUCGGCUGGGUGUGGGAUCUCAUGUAUGCGGUGUCUGAUGGCUACAAGUAUAGUUACGAGGAACUUAUCACCGACACUCUGAUGCUCUUCAUUCCUGGCCCGUACAACAACAUUCGAGCGUAUCUAGAGGCAUACAGUGUCCCCACUGGCGUUUCGGAGUGGGCCUUUACCAAUGGACCGUUCCCUGAAGUUGUCGCUUCUGCUUCGUCGCCUCGAAGCUGGAUCGAGAGAACCGCAAAUGUCGUGUAUUUCAACCGACAUGAUUUUGGAGGUCACUUCCCUGCUGUAUCUCAGCCAAAGGAAUGGCUUCAGGACGUUCGAAAAUUCUUCUCGGGACUUAAUUAA
Messenger RNA from Fusarium graminearum PH-1, 1182 nucleotides. RefSeq lists its product as uncharacterized. The coding region runs from base 1 to 1182 and encodes 393 amino acids. The record is from RefSeq and is a predicted model, not a curated record. Gene Ontology annotation, biological process: epoxide metabolic process. The transcript is spliced from 3 exons. Gene Ontology annotation, molecular function: epoxide hydrolase activity. NCBI's taxonomy places the organism in Eukaryota, Fungi, Ascomycota, Sordariomycetes, Hypocreales, Nectriaceae.